AUGCAGAAUCCUUUAACAUUUUCUGCAGGUGGUGUUUUUUUGCAUGCUAAUCCUGCAGAGAAACAUUGUGUCCAACAAAGUAUGCUGGGUCAGCAAAAACAAGAAACUUGUGCUGGAAAGACAGUAUCCACAGAUAAACACAAAUCCCCUUCGGAUAUAAUACGAAGUUUUCAGAAGAAAAGUCAGUUUAGGACCAUUGCUCCAAAAAUGGUACCAAAAAUUUUAACAUCCGGAGUGGUUUCUUGUCUUCAGUCAUCUUUGCCUGAGCAAAAUACACCGAUUUCAGCUGCAGGUUCUAAACCACUGGUGGUACCAACUCAAAACUAUGCAGUCAUGCAGGUGGCUGGUCACGAGGGGACUUUUUCUCUGGUGGCCUUGCCGUAUGUUGCCCCUGCGCUAACACAGCAAAUCCAGCAGUCAAAUGCGGCCCCUUCUGAAAACCUAAAGCUGCCUAUCCCCAGGUACCAGUCUGUAAGAAAUAAAUUUCUGAGUGACAAAAAAAUGGCACAAAUCUCUGGUUUGGGUGCACAUAACAGGAUUCCUACCAAAGCAUCGAUCUCAUCACAGACUUCCCCCAUGACUACUUUAACUGAAGACUGCCCUGAAACUCAUUCUAGUUCAGACUCAGCAGAGCGAGUGAUGCUAACAGACCGUGACUCAGCUGAAAUUGCAGUUGCCACAUUAGUAAAUAAAGGCAAGUGUGUGGAAUCUGGAUCACCUUUAGUGAACAAAACUGGAAUUGCUAACGGUAAUGUUUCUAGAUCAUCUGUAGAUAAAGACUCUUCAUCCAAGCCAGCAAAUACAAUUAAUCCCAUGAAGCUAAGUCUACGCUCUGUGAAGACAGCAUCAGAAACCACAAGAGAGUCAUUCAUAACAUUUGAGAAACUAAAGGAAAAACCCACAAAUUCUGCAAAUUCUGUUGCGGUCCUGUCACCAGCAGUUUUUGGCAGUACAAUACAGAUGAAUCCAUCAGCACCAAAAGGAAAACUUCCUAUUUUGCCUUACUCAAGGAUGAAAAAUCCGGUGUUCUGUAAAUCUAAGCAGAAUACUAAUGUUACAAAUGUAUCUGGUCCUUCACUAAGAUCUGAAUGUGAAAAGAUACCAGCUUUGGCGAAAACCUUUCAUGUUCCUACUAAAGCAUCCGAUAAGCGAUUAGCUGUAUCAUUUACACAAGUCCCCAAACAAACCAUUCGAGAAAAAGUGGAUGUUGAGAGUCUUAAAAAAUUGAACAGUGCAGCCUCUAAAAGAAGAGGCAGAAAAAGGAGAGCCCCAGAUGAUUUAUUGGCUUUUCAGACCAAGCGAAGGAAAUGCAUCAUUAAUAAGUUUAGAGAAGGAAGAGAGAGGGCGAAAGUUGAUCUUCAGCCACCUGAAAACAAAAAAGCAGAGGCGGUGAAAAAAUACCGUAGUAUUAGACCAAAACCAGUGGUAGUUGUGCAGGCUUUUACACCACUGACUUCUGCAGCAGUCGCAGAGACACCGUCUUCUGACCAUUUAGACCAAGAUACUUUUUUAAAUAGUUCACUUCCCAAUAAAUAUUUAAGUUACAAGCAUAGUGAUGCUACAUCAGCUAAAUCAAGUGAUUUAAGUAGAAAUGCAUGUUUAACCGUACCUAAGCCAUUGCAUAAAUGUCACAUUUGUAACCAUAUCUUCCAAUUUAAACACCAUCUUCAGGACCAUAUGAACACACAUACAAACAAACGACCUUACAGCUGUCGAAUUUGCCGGAAAGCGUAUAUUCACUCUGGAAGCCUGAGCACGCAUAUGAAACUUCAUCACAAUGAAGGCAAACCCAAAAAACUUGUGUGUUGUGAGUUCUGUGCUAAAGUUUUUGGCCAUGCAAAAGUGUAUUUUGGUCACCUAAGAGAAGUACACAGGGUAGUUAUCAGCACAGAGCCCUCUACAAGUGAGCAACAGCUGCAAGAUGCGUUAAAGAAGAGGGACACGAAUAUAAAAGAAGGAGAAGAAGCAACGGAGAGGGGAAAUAAAUGCAAUUUUGAGGACCUGUUCCAUAACCCAGGAGAAGUGAAAUUACAGAUCAAAUGUGGUCGAUGCCAGUUUAUUGCACAGUCUUUUGGUGAAAUGAAGUUUCACUUACUGUGCUGUCAUGGAGAAGAGAUCCAGGGAAGAGUAAAGGAAGGGGUUUUGCAAGGAAGUAAAGGAGCUAAGGGAGAACUGAUCAAACAUGCAACCCACUUCUGGAAACAGCGCAAUGAGAGAAGACAUUUAGCAAAAUGCAGUGCCCAUGACGAGGAGUUUUAUACUUUUCCAAAACUGAAAAGACAGGUAUAUUUUCACCAUCAAAGUAAUGUCGAUAUGUUAUCUAAAAGUGAACUGACUCAGUCAGGAAGUGGUGAAGCAGCCAAGGAGAUGCAAAAUGUAGGUUUUGGUACACCAAGCAAAAAAAUUGAAAUUUGGUCUAAAGCGGGCUAUAACUGCAUUUUAUGCAAACAGUUAUUUGGAAGAAAGGAGGAUCUUUGUAAUCAUUGGCAGAGUCAUCAUAACUGUGAAGACCCUUCCACUUUAUGGACAAUUUUUAGUUUGCUAUCAAAACAAGGAAUUAUUGAACUUUCUAAUAAUGGUGAAUAUUGAAGCUCAAUUCUACAAUGCUGUGAAAAACAUCAACUACAUUACCAAAUUGUUUAUGUUUUUUUGGUAUGUUGCUAAACUA
Molecule: messenger RNA, 2668 nt
Organism: Balearica regulorum gibbericeps (East African grey crowned-crane)
Lineage: Eukaryota; Metazoa; Chordata; Aves; Gruiformes; Gruidae
Gene: ZNF438
Product: zinc finger protein 438
Biological process (GO): regulation of transcription by RNA polymerase II
Cellular component (GO): nucleus
Molecular function (GO): DNA-binding transcription factor activity, RNA polymerase II-specific; sequence-specific DNA binding
Source: RefSeq, a predicted model, not a curated record